CAGCUAAGUACAAUGGCCGCCUCCAAAAGGGUCGAGUUUGAAAGUGCCAACAAGUUAGGUCUCUGUCCAGGUUUCUUGUGUGGAGACCCCAAGAAACAAACUAAGGGCAUCAUUGUUCUACAGGUGAGGACAGACUGGACUUUAAGAUUGCAACCUAGGGGUCUUGCACACAUAUCUCAUAGAUUAGGAUUGCAACCUAGGGGUCUUGCACACAUCUCAUAGAUUAGAAUUGGAACUUAGGGGUCUUGCACAUAUCUCUUAGAUUAGGAUUGGAACUUAGGGGGUCUUGCACACAUAUCUCUUAGAUUAGGAUUGUGACUUUUUGCAAAUCUAUAUUUUAAGCUUGCAUUCAAUCCCCUGAAAUAAUUUAAAGCUAUAGUGAGGGCAGUAACUAUGGGAUGUGGCUUAUCCCUUUGAUUGGUUCACAGCCAAAGAAUUGGCAGCAGAUUUAGAGCAAUCAGUUUUAUAAUCCACUGCUCUACUAUGGCUUUAUAUUAUUUUCUGAGAUAUCAUUGAUGAAAAUAAAAUGAAUUUGCUGGUGGACACAUAACUCAGACAAAGUAGAAUUCAUUGACUAUUGUAUUUGUAUUUACUUCCAUUGUUCAAACACCAGACUAGACAUUAUGCUAGUCUAAUUGACAUGUAUUAUAUCUAACUCAUGGUGUAGAUUGUCAGUCUAAUUAAAAUGUAUUAUUUCUAACUUCAUUGCUGUUGAUUGUGUUUCUUCUAUUCAUGUGUUGUUUCUAACUGCAGCACUCUAAAAUGCUUUGGUUGCUUCCUUCUUCUUCCAUAGGAAUGGUGGGGUGCGAACGACCAAAUCAAGGAUUGUGGCAAGGACAUCUGUGGGCGUAUCGACAUGGUCACCCUUGUCCCUGACCUGUACAGAGAAAAGGUGGCCAAGAACAAUGAGGAAGCUGGUCACUACAUGGGUGAACUGGACUGGAAAGGGGCCGUUGAAGACAUCAGAGCUGCUGCCAAGUAAGUUUGUCACCAGACAUCUUUUUUUUUUUUUUUUUUUUUGAGUUGGAAAAUUUUUACAAAGGCUAAGGGAAGCUUUUAAAUUUAAUUUCACCAACUCCUUUCUUUUGGAAAUGAGGGGGGGGGGGGGGGGGGGGGGGGGGGCACUAUCACAAUAUUGUGAUGCAGACAAGGGGUCAUCUGUCUUUAUAAUUAAGGUUUAUUUUUGCCUCGCUAGCUGCAUAUUGACACAAACCGUCAUUUUGAUUCCACCACCGACAGCUACGUGAAGACCCUAAAAUCAGCUCUUGACACACAACGGAAUGACUCAGCUAGUCAGUGUCCCGACACAGAAGCGGGGUCACAUCCUAGAUUGGCUGGUUGUCAGAGAGGACCGUACAGCUAUUAUCCGCAACCUCAUUAUUGAAGACAAACUUAUUUCUGAUCACUUCCCAGUCACCUUCGACUUUGACUUGAGGAAGCUAGGACGCCUUCUGCGCACAGUCAUAAACAAGCUUAAACUGAACAAUGAAAAGACCAAGCUGAUCCCCAUUGCUACCGCUCAAAAGCUACAAUAUAUAAAUAACACACAAACCCUUACUCUCUCAGGUAUACAGAUAGAGUUUGCUCAAAUAGUGUGUAACAGAACACUAACUAUGGAAAUCACAUUAACAUGCUUUGCAAUGCGAUUUUUCUAGAGCUGCGCAGAAUUAGUCAUAUCAGACCUUUCUUAACAUUAGACGCAUCAAAGAGGGUGAUGUCUGCAUUCAUGCUACCACGCAUGGACUACUGCAAUGCUCUCAUGGUGGGUCUUCCAGCUACGCUCCUGGAUAAAAUUAAAAAAGCACAGAAUAAUACGGCUCACAUUGUUCUUCGAAAACGCAAAUUCGACCAUGCUAAAACUCCUCUGAGAGAGUUGCAUUGGCUGCCUGUCCGCGGGCGCAUAGAGUACAAAAUUGCAACUCUGUGCUACUGCUGCUUGCAUGACCUGGCACCGACCUAUCUCAAAGCGCUACUUACACCUUAUGUACCCACUAGACAACUCCGCUCAUCUGAUAGUGGCAAACUCUCGAUAACAAGUUCGCCUUGAGACUUACGAGGGACACACUUUUGCAUUUGCUGGUCCAACAAUUUGGAACACUCUUCCUAUCGCUCUCAGAAACAGCCAGACCUUGGAGUCUUUCAAAACUGAUUUGAAGACUUAUCUAUUUCGCAAACACCUGCUGGGGUGAUGUUGUCUAUCUAACUAUUAUCUUUUAGAUGCUUAUUGGCUUGUUUUGUUUAUGGUUGCAAGGUAUGAAAGACGUAGAAUGGGUAUUUUUGUAUGCAGUUUUGUAAUGUUGAAUUUUGUACUUCAAUGUGGUAUGUACCGUGCUUUGAGCCUUUGGGGAUGAAGCGUGAUUUUGAAAUAAUCUUUAUUAUUAUUAUUAAUUUAGUGGAAUUCUUUCAAUGCUCAUACUCUUUUAAUGGCAUUCUGAUUCCUACUUUGAGAUAGACUUUUUCUCUAAAAAAACAUUAAAAAGUAUUAUAAGAUACACAAAUUUAAUAUUUAUAUCAAUCUUAUCAAUUAGCUAAUACAAUCCUUAAUAUUAUCUUUCAAUUACCAGUGCCAGUAAUAAAAGUAUGGCAAGAAGAUCUUGAUAUUUCCAAUGAAAGCCAUUUAAUGCAUUUGAACACAGAUUUUUCAUUUUGUGUGGAUGAGAUCAAUACUUCUAUCCUCAACUUGACCAGGUAUCUGAAAGAACAGGGCUGCAAGAAAGUGGGUGUCACCGGCUUUUGCAUGGGCGGAGCCCUGUCCAUGGCCGCCGCAGCAUUGGUACCUGAGAUUGAUGCCGCCGCCCCCUUCUACGGCAUCCCAUCUGAUCAGCUGUGCGAUGUUACUAAAAUUAAAAUCCCACUGCAGUGCCACUUUGCUGAAAAGGAUGAUGUA
Messenger RNA from Lymnaea stagnalis (great pond snail), 2887 nucleotides. The record is from the annotation of a GenBank genome assembly. NCBI's taxonomy places the organism in Eukaryota, Metazoa, Mollusca, Gastropoda, Lymnaeidae.